Psammomys obesus (fat sand rat) is the source of this 993-nucleotide messenger RNA. It is a transcript of the gene Gpx4, whose product is annotated as glutathione peroxidase 4. Lineage: Eukaryota; Metazoa; Chordata; Mammalia; Rodentia; Muridae. Gene Ontology annotation, biological process: response to oxidative stress. Gene Ontology annotation, molecular function: glutathione peroxidase activity. The transcript has 7 exons. The record is from RefSeq and is a predicted model, not a curated record.
CGCAGAGGGGCGGCCAUGGGCCGCGCGGCCGCCGGCACCCCGGGACGCUGCAGGCAGCGUAGCCGAUCCCGGGGAGGCCGCCGACGGCGUCGAUGCCGGCGCCGGAGUCCUCGGAGGCGCCGGGGCCCUCGGCGGAGGAGAGCUCGCUCGCGCCGCCGCCGCAGGGCGCGCGCCCGCCGGAUGAAGUCGGGGCCCGAGUCGUCGGGCCCUCCUCCGGCCGCGCUGCGGCAGGGCCCCGACUGCAGCAGCUGCGCCGAGCUCCUGGGCUCGUGCGCAUCCCGCGAUGAUUGGCGCUGUGCGCGCUCCAUGCACGAAUUCUCAGCCAAGGACAUCGACGGGCACAUGAUUUGCCUGGAUAAGUACAGGGGUUUCGUGUGCAUCGUCACCAACGUAGCCUCGCAAUGAGGCAAAACCGACGUAAACUACACUCAGCUAGUCGAUCUGCAUGCCCGAUACGCCGAGUGUGGUUUACGAAUCCUGGCCUUCCCUUGCAACCAGUUCGGGAGGCAGGAGCCAGGGAAUAAUCAGGAAAUCAAGGAGUUUGCGGCCGGCUACAACGUCAAGUUUGACAUGUACAGCAAGAUCUGUGUGAAUGGGGACGAUGCCCACCCAUUGUGGAAAUGGAUGAAAGUCCAGCCCAAGGGCAGGGGCAUGCUGGGAAACGCCAUCAAAUGGAACUUUACCAAGUUUCUCAUUGAUAAGAAUGGCUGCGUGGUGAAGCGCUAUGGCCCCAUGGAAGAGCCCCAGGUAAUAGAGAAGGACCUGCCGUGCUAUCUCUAGCCCUACAAGUGUGUGCCCCGGCCGAGCCCCCUGCCCUGUGACCCCUGGAGCCUUCCACCCCGGCACUCAUGACGGGCUGCCUGCAAACCAGCCUGCUGGUGGGGCAACCCCGAGGACCUGGCGUGCAUCCCCGCCGGAGGAAGGUCCAGAGGCCUGUGGCACUGGCUCGAGCUUCAGCUUGGCUGCCUUGUGGGAAUAAAAUGUAGAAAUGUG